Molecule: messenger RNA, 2408 nt
Organism: Megalobrama amblycephala (Wuchang bream)
Lineage: Eukaryota; Metazoa; Chordata; Actinopteri; Cypriniformes; Xenocyprididae
Product: germ cell nuclear acidic protein-like
Exons: 36
Coding region: 79-1830 (583 amino acids)
Source: RefSeq, a predicted model, not a curated record
ACAGAGGAAGUCAGUGUCAGAUUCAGUCACUGUCAGGUGUGUGUCUCAGAAAGCUGUAGCUCUCUAAUCAAAGACAGCAUGAUGAACCUGCUUUAUGUCCUUUUAUUGGUCCUUUGGUCAUCUUUCAAUUCGUCUGAUGCAUGGUACUACACAGAGCCGCCUCUCACUACAGCUCAACCUUCACUAACAGCAUCUUCAAAUCCCUGCCGGUACUGGUACAAUGCAGCAUGUUAUUGGACCACUAUUCAACCCAGAAACACGAGCACACUGCAUUACAAGACGCAGACUCAAACCCCAUGGAGGAGACCGUAUUACCAGAUGACAGCCCAAACCCCAUGGAGGAGACGGUAUUACCAGAUGACAACUCAAACCCCAUGGAGGACACCGUAUUACCAGAUGACAACUCAAACCCCAUGGAGGAGACGGUAUUACCAGAUGACAACUCAAACCCCUUGGAGGAGACCGUAUUACCAGAUGCCAACCGAAACCCCAUGGAGGAGACGGUAUUACCAGAUGCCAACUCAAGCCCCAUACAGGAGGAGACCGUACUACCAGAUGACAACUGAAGCCCCCUACAGGAGGAGACCGUAUUACCAGAUGACAACUCAAGCCCCAUACAGGUGGAGACCGUAUUACCAGAUGACAACUCAAACCCCAUGGAGGAGACGGUAUUACCAGAUGACAACUCAAACCCCAUGGAGGAGACGGUAUUACCAGAUGCCAACUCAAACCCCAUGGAGGAGACGGUAUUACCAGAUGACAACUCAAACCCCAUGGAGGAGACCGUAUUACCAGAUGCCAACUCAAGCCCCCUACAGGAGGAGACCGUAUUACCAGAUGACAACUCAAGCCCCAUACAGGUGGAGACCGUAUUACCAGAUGACAACUCAAACCCCAUGGAGGAGACGGUAUUACCAGAUGACAACUCAAACCCCUUGGAGGAGACCGUAUUACCAGAUGCCAACCCAAACCCCAUGGAGGAGACGGUAUUACCAGAUGCCAACUCAAGCCCCAUACAGGAGGAGACCGUAUUACCAGAUGACAACUCAAACCCCAUGGAGGAGACCGUAUUACCAGAUGCCAACCCAAACCCCAUGGAGGAGAUGGAUUUACCAGAUGCCAACUCAAGCCCCAUGGAGGAGACCGUAUUACCAGAUGACAACUCAAGCCCCAUACAGGAGGAGACCGUACUACCAGAUGACAACUCAAGCCCCAUGGAGGAGACGGUAUUACCAGAUGCCAACUCAAGCCCCAUACAGGAGGAGACCGUACUACCAGAUGACAACUCAAAGCCCCUUCAGGAGGAGACCGUAUUACCAAACAGCAACGUCAUAUUGGCGCAUCCAAGAUGCCCCAGUACCCAACAUCACAGUGUUCAGGCAGAUGCAGGACAGAGAGCAUGUGAUGGUGAUGUGUUCAUUUGGCAGGAGGUUCAUUGAGAGCUCUUUCCAGCUGUCAGUGGAGGGUGAACACAGCUACAGCUUGAAGAUCCCACUGUGUUAUUCAAAUGAAAAGUGUGUGUUUGAUGUGAAAGUGAGCUCACCUGUUUCCUUCACCUGUGUGCACGAGAUUAAUUCUGUGGUGAACCAUCGCAGUGAGACAUACACCUACAGCCCAUCUGCUCAACCUCCAGACAUGAGAACACCAGAUUACGAGAAGCAAAUCUUGGAUUUUUAUAAGGAAGGAGUAUCUUCAUUCUACAUCUGCUUUUUCACCUUCAUUGCUGUUGGUCUCGUCAUCAUGACUGCAGCAGUGAUCAUGACCAUCAUCAGGAGCAAAGCUAAAGGUUCAAAGAUUACUGCGGCAGCUAAUGACUAUAAAGAUGUAUAAGAAGACGGAGUUUCUCUGAAGAGGAAUGAAUGGACAACUAAUCAAUUAAUCAAUUCAGACUGAUCAAAUAAUUUUCUGCACGCUGAACUGUGAUACUCAUAUAUACUGUGUGUGUGUGUGUGUGUGUGUGUGUGUUUGUGUGUGUGUAUAUAUAUAUAUAUAUAUAUAGCAAAGGAAUUUUUUUUAAUUAAUCAUAACAAAUAUUCCUUUUUUCUUGCAGGAUUAACAUUUAUAUGCUUUUAAAAACUAAAUGUCCCCCGAGUCACCAAAUACCCCCACUAACCAGAGUGUGUCUGAAUAUAACAAAAGAGGAAACAAAACUAAAUGGCUGUCUGAAAAUAUAUAUUUUAUUUAACCUCAUGACCCUAGAAACAAGCUGAAGUAUCAAUGAAUCCAGAUUUGUUUUUACCUAGUAACAGAGAAUUAUACAUAUGAAGAACCAAUCAUAUUAAAAAAUUAUGUAAUGAAUCAUGUCACAUUUACUAUAAACUUAUUCUAUAGAAACUGUUGAACUCUUUUGUUCUGUCUGAAAUUGGUCUGAGAUCCUCCAGGCUGUGAUUAAAGCAUAUUCAAAGGCA